Candidozyma auris is the source of this 2607-nucleotide messenger RNA. It is a transcript of the gene PKH3, whose product is annotated as protein kinase PKH3. Gene Ontology annotation, molecular function: ATP binding; protein serine/threonine kinase activity. The transcript has a single exon. Lineage: Eukaryota; Fungi; Ascomycota; Pichiomycetes; Serinales; Metschnikowiaceae. Gene Ontology annotation, biological process: peptidyl-serine phosphorylation; intracellular signal transduction. The record is from RefSeq and is a predicted model, not a curated record. The coding region runs from base 1 to 2607 and encodes 868 amino acids.
AUGUCAACCGAGACACAUCCCUCGAUAGCAGUUCACCAGGGGACGGCUCCGGGGUCCUCUCGAAGCGAUAGCGUGAAUGGAGUGUCCAAUGCACUGGCCCUGAGAAGGAGAACUGUUCGGGAUUACCAGUUCGGUACCCGUAUUGGAGAGGGCUCCUAUUCCACCGUUUAUUCUGCACUUGACCUCUAUAACAACAAGACAUAUGCCAUCAAAGUACUUCUGAAGAGGCACAUUGUCAAGGAAGACAAGAUCAAGUAUGUGAAUAUCGAGAAAUCCACUUUGCAUCGCUUGGGCCAACAACAUCCUGGUAUUGUCCAACUCUAUUAUACAUUUCAGGAUGACGCUAGCCUUUUCUUCGUUUUAGAUUUUGCCGAAUAUGGCGAGUUACUAUCCAUCAUAAGUAAGUUUGGUUCGCUUUCAGAACCAGUGCUGAAAUUCUAUAUGAUACAAAUUAUUGAUGCUGUCAGAUUUAUCCAUUCCAAAGGCGUUAUUCAUAGAGACCUCAAACCAGAGAACAUCCUUGUCGGAUAUGAUUUCAACCUCAAAAUCACUGAUUUCGGUGCCGCCAAGCUUCUCGGAGAAGUUGACGAUCCUCAGGGUGAAGCAAUCAAUUAUGACUCCGUUCCCGAUAAACCGCAGAAAGACAGAAGAGGAUCUUUUGUUGGAACCGCUGAAUAUGUACCCCCUGAAUUACUUCAAUACAACGAGUGCGGUUUCGAAAGUGAUGUUUGGGCACUUGGGUGCAUUUUAUAUCAGUUCUUCAAUGGAAUACCUCCUUUCAAGGGCCCAACUGAAUAUUUGACGUUCGAAAAAAUCAUUGGUGUGGAUUAUACCUACAGAAACCCUGUUCCACAAGGAGUAAAAGAGAUUGUUGAUCAAACUCUUAUUGCCGAGGCUCAUAAAAGACUUACUAUUCCUCAGAUUCAAGCCCAAUCGUGGUUUGAUGAUGUUCCCUGGAACGAUCGAAAUUUCAUUUGGAAGAGAAAGGUUCCACGAUUUGAGCCAUAUCAGCCAGGCGUCCUGUCUAAUACUCAACUGAGCUAUACUUCUCAGCAGGCCUAUAACCCCUCUGGCAUCAAGCCCGGGUCCGCAAGAAAUCUUAAUAAGUCCUCUUCCAACUAUCAACUCCAUUCGCAAAUACUGCAAUCUCUUGAUUACAGUUUGGUGCCCACAUUGGGUGGCAAAAAGUCUUACCAGCCACCUACCAAGAUAAAGAAAGGAUUCAGUUCUGGCAACAUUCCCACUCUCGCAGGUCCGGCUACACAGAGGGUUGAAACAACUACACAAAUAUUACCGACCGAUUUAAGUACUCAUCCACCAAUUUCUGUCCAACAACCUCGCAAACUUCCACCAUUGAAGCAAAGAACUUCGCCAGAUUUGCGGAUGACCCACCAAAUGGGUAAAGCCUCCGCAGGCCUCGCCAGCUCGCCGAUGAUUCAGAAUUCUUCACCAGGUCAUAUACGCUCUAAUCGCUUGGCCAACUCAAACAUGCCUCCUUCGACAUUACCUCCUCUUGAAUCAAAAAUGGCUGAUGUCCAGAUCUCUUCUGAGAACUCCUCGCCGCGCUCACCACAGUACAAAGACUUGCGUUCUGGCACGGCUUUCGCAAAAGGCGUACUGAAGGCUGAUACAUCUAAUCCAUCAACACCUCGAAGUGCAUUUGCAUCACCAAAAUUUCCUCAAAGUAACGGAACAUCCAGCGCGGCAAUCGCUUCUGCCAAGAGCGCUGCAAGCAGCUCCGCCUAUAGAGCAGCGAGCGGUUCAAGUACGCCAAAAUUUGAGCGGGCUCCUACACCCGCCAAAUCGAGGCCAUCAUCAUCACUGAAGGAUCUUGCGCCCAACACUGUUACAUUCAAGGAGAUUUCACAAUUUUUGGAGCCUGAUGAGAAAAUCAUCAAGCUAGAUACAAUAUUAAAGCUGCAAUUAAGCAAUAGACUCAUCAACCGGACACCAGGAAGCAUCGAUGAUGAAGUGAUAGAAAAGCUAGUAGAUAGAUACCAGGAUGUGCUCACAAAAAACAUGGUACCGGUUGUUGCAUGCGUGAGCAAUAAAGCUCGCAUAUUUUUGAUCUAUGAGAAUCUUGAGGUCAUGCUGGUAGAUUUAACAGCUAAUCAAGGUGGUGACUAUCUGAUGUACGACUAUGAAUUCGAGAGCGUCUUUGUGGAGGAUGAUGAAGAAGACGCUCAAUCUCAAGGUGAAGACGUGUUCGGUUAUCUCAUCCUUGAGUUGAUCAAAGAAGGAGGAGAUCUUGUUUUCCUCAAGCGUGUAAAAAACGAAGAUAAGCCGAAGUAUGAGAAGUCCGCUAGAGUGGUCGACAAGAAAGGGGACGUCGUUCGUAUCGGAGAGAGUUUGGGGUGGAUAGAUUGCUUGAUAUGGGCGAAAGAUAUGGUGAGCGAGAAACCCAAACAACGUCACGCAGCAAAAGAUACCAAGAAGUCUUCGAAGCUGAUGGCAAAGCCUUCAGGAAAAUCAAACCCGAAAGCUCCCCCAAAACCAUCAAAGGCAAAUGGGUCAAGAACUUCUUCGUCAUCAUCAACGAACAAACCUACAUCAAAGAAGCCAGGAAAUAUAUUAGCUUAUGCUGCUGCUGCCGCCGCGGGCAAAUAG